Molecule: messenger RNA, 1902 nt
Organism: Hevea brasiliensis (rubber tree)
Lineage: Eukaryota; Viridiplantae; Streptophyta; Magnoliopsida; Malpighiales; Euphorbiaceae
Product: probable WRKY transcription factor 13
Exons: 3
Coding region: 626-1315 (229 amino acids)
Biological process (GO): regulation of DNA-templated transcription
Molecular function (GO): sequence-specific DNA binding; DNA-binding transcription factor activity
Source: RefSeq, a predicted model, not a curated record
GAGGAUAAAACCAGGCCAUAUAACUAGCUAAUGGCUACUGCCAAAACCAUAUACAUGUCGUCCAUUGUUGACCUCUCCACACAACAGGAAAAAGAAAUUCCAUUAACCCUUCUGAGACACAAAAAUUUCAUGCUUUUUAGGUCAAAUAGUAACAAGUGUAGCGCAAUUUAUAUCACUUAAAAAGUUAGGAAGCCAUACCCAACUUCAGAUGAAUGUGAAAAGUGUAUGUAUGCAUAAAGAAUGUCAUCUUUUAUUUGUUUGUUCUUUUCCUGCACAUCCCCUCGAUAUGGUUUAAAUUGGGAUGAACUAAAAAGAUUUUUUUUUUUUUUUUUUAAAGAGGGAAGCUCCUUUUGCACAGAGAUAGAGAGAAAAGAGACAAGGGGGAGAGUGGGUAGUCAUAUUUGUAGGUAUAGGGUUACUUUCAUUGUCUUGGUUAAUUCUCUUUGCCUAUAUCUCUCCUAGAAGUUUGAGAGACCCUCUCUUUGUGUUCUUUCUUGUGAUUACCUACAGAUCGAUCACCCUAUAUAGCAUAGUUUGGUUUUCUCUUAUAUAAGGAGGCGCACUCGUUUCUUUCUGUUCUUGCAGCUAGCCUUCAAGAGAGAGAGAGAGAGAGAGAGAGAGAGAUAUGGCAAGCUCCUCUCAAGCCAUGCUAAACCAGGGCUUGUUUGAAGAGCAAGAGAUGCCUACGCAAAUGGGUUUCUUUUCUUUUGCUCCACACUCAACUUUUCCUCAACUGGAUAGUUGCCAUCAAUCUCUCAAAGGCUUUACUAUACCCCAUUCGCUUGUAGCCGAUGCACCAUCUACUGCGAAUCUCACCGAAACGCUACUCUCAUCCGCCGCUGCUAAGCAAAGAGAAGACAUGACAGCUUAUUUAGGAGGACCCCAUCUCCUUUCAUUGCAAAGACCUAGUGCAAAUCUCUGGGCAUGGGGAGAGGUGAGUGAGUUUUUAAGCAGCAAAAGAAGUGGUGGAGAUGAUCAUCAUCUAGGGGUUUCUGCAAUGAAAAUGAAGAAGAUUAAAGCAAGAAGGAAGGUAAGAGAGCCUAGGUUUUGCUUCAAGACCAUGAGCGAUGUGGAUGUGCUGGAUGAUGGUUACAAGUGGAGAAAGUACGGCCAGAAAGUGGUAAAGAACACACUUCAUCCCAGGAGCUAUUAUCGAUGUACACAAGAUAAUUGUCGUGUAAAGAAGCGAGUGGAGAGAUUAGCUGAGGACCCAAGAAUGGUGAUAACAACCUAUGAAGGAAGACACAUACAUUCUCCAUCACAUGAUCUUGAAGACCCACAAGCUCAAUCCCAGCUUAACAAUUUCUUCUUCUAGCUGUGCUUUCAAUUCCUCUUCAAUCACCCAUCUGGUUUGUUUGUUGUGUAUGAUCUUUUUAUUUAUGCCUUUUGAUCUUAUAGAUGGAAAAUAAGACAAUAUAUGAUAUAAACCUUCAUAGUAUGUACAUGGCAGAAAAUUUUAGAAUACAAUCAUUGGAUGUACAACAAUUUUAUUUUGAUUAUUGAUUAUAGUGAGUUUCAUACAGAUCUCACUAUAAUCAACGAUUAGAAUAUAUUUAUUGUACAUAUAAUGAUUGUACUGAAAAGCUCUGCAUCUAAUGCUUAAUAAAUCAAAACUUUGCAGUUUUGAUUUGUAAACUUAGAAUUGCAUUUGAUGCACUUGAAAAUAGUACACUUUUCUUUUAUAUGUAUGUGAGUUUCGCUUAAAAAACAACUAGCUAAUUUCACAUAUUUGUAAAAGAAUGUGUAUUAUUUUUUUAGUGCAUUGGAAAUAUUGUAGAAUUUGCAUUCUUUCAGCUUGUGUAAUUUCCUUAGUAUAUAAAUGAGAUGUACUUGUCAAGAACUUUUAUUCUAUUAUUAUUUUUUUUUCUAUUAUAAAUAGAUGAUAUUAUGAGGAUUUUCUUU